Molecule: messenger RNA, 1959 nt
Organism: Canis lupus familiaris (dog)
Lineage: Eukaryota; Metazoa; Chordata; Mammalia; Carnivora; Canidae
Gene: ALG3
Product: ALG3 alpha-1,3- mannosyltransferase
Exons: 8
Coding region: 554-1825 (423 amino acids)
Cellular component (GO): endoplasmic reticulum
Molecular function (GO): dol-P-Man:Man(5)GlcNAc(2)-PP-Dol alpha-1,3-mannosyltransferase activity
Source: RefSeq, a predicted model, not a curated record
CGGGUGGGAAAAGCACAUCAUUGAGAACUUGAAGCCUCCAAACGUGCUGCUCCCUCAAACUCACAGUGUCGGACUCCCUCGACUCAUCACUGCUUCCUCUCAUAUUUUGUCUGCCCGGCUCCUUCCAUUAAGAAGCCUGAAAGUUAGUGAAAGAUUCCUUUGUACCCAGUUUUGAGCACACGGCAGGCUCUGAGAGGAGGUAGGAGGCGCGCGACACAGGUCUUGGCCUCCAGGAGAGACGAACACAGACGAAGCGUGAUGCCAGGCAGGGGAGAACACGAGGAAUGCUGCUCUUCUGAGCAAACGUUCGAUCUACUUUAGCGCCUGUGUGCCUAGAACCAAGUAUGUACUGAGGAGUAAGACUAUUCCCGCGCGUACGGAGUGUGCAGUCCACCAGGAAAGAUGUGGAAGAAAUAAUUUUUAAUGGAGAAAAAUAGGACGCGAAACUGGUCAGCAUCAGUCCGUUGGGACGGCCGGCGCGGGCAGCGGAACCUAAGUGCCGAGGGAUCGGGCUUCCGGGGUGGCGGGCCAACACGAGCGGCGCACCGUCAAGAUGGCGGCGGGCGUUCGGAAGCGCGGCCGGUCCGGUCCCGCAACCCGGGCUGCGGGACUCUGUGGACAAUGGCUGCGGCGCGCCUGGCAAGAGCGGCGCCUACUACUGCUGGAGCCGCGCUACACGCUGCUGGUGGCCGCCUGCCUCUGCCUGGCGGAGGUGGGCAUCACCUUCUGGGUCAUUCACAGGGUGGCAUAUACAGAGAUUGACUGGAAGGCCUACAUGGCCCAGGUGGAAGGCGUCAUCAACGGCACCUAUGACUACACCCAACUGCAGGGUGACACUGGACCUCUUGUGUACCCAGCCGGCUUUGUGUACAUCUUUAUGGGGCUGUAUUAUGCCACUGGCCGGGGCACUGACAUCCGCAUGGCCCAGCACAUCUUUGCUGUGCUCUACCUGGCCACCUUACUGCUUGUCUUCUUGAUCUACCACCAGACCUGCAAGGUACCUCCCUUCGUCUUUUUCUUCAUGUGCUGCGCCUCUUACCGCGUCCACUCCAUCUUCGUGCUGAGGCUCUUCAAUGACCCAGUGGCCAUGGCGCUGCUCUUUCUCAGUAUCAACCUCCUGCUGGCCCGGCGCUGGGGCUGGGGCUGCUGCUGUUUCAGCCUGGCAGUCUCCGUGAAGAUGAAUGUGCUGCUCUUUGCCCCUGGAUUGCUGUUUCUUCUUCUCACACAAUUUGGCUUCCGUGGAGCCCUUCCCAAGUUGGGCAUCUGUGCUGUUCUUCAGGUGGUGCUGGGGCUACCCUUCCUGCUGGAGAACCCCAUUGGCUACCUAUCCCGCUCCUUUGACCUUGGCCGCCAGUUUCUCUUCCGCUGGACAGUGAACUGGCGCUUCCUCCCUGAGGCCCUCUUCUUGCAUCGUGCCUUCCACGUGGCACUGUUGGCCGCCCACCUCACCCUGCUCUUUCUCUUUGCCUUCUGCAAGUGGCACAGAUCAUCUCUACUCUCUUCACCUCCAACUUCAUUGGCAUCUGCUUCAGCCGCUCCCUCCACUACCAGUUCUACGUCUGGUAUUUCCACACACUGCCUUACCUCCUGUGGGCCACGCCUGCACGCUGGCUUACACAUCUGCUCAGGUUGCUGGUGCUGGGGCUCAUCGAGCUCUCCUGGAACACAUACCCAUCCACGUCCUGCAGCUCUGCUGCCCUGCACAUAUGCCAUGCUAUCAUCCUGCUGCAGCUCUGGCUGGGCCCCCAGCCUUUCCCCAAGAGCGUCCAGCACAGCAAGAAAGCCCACUGAGGUCCACUUCCCUUCCCCUCCAGUCCACUCUUAGGACUCUGGAUGGGAAUAGACUCUGUGUCCUUCCCAAUAAACCUUACCAAGUCCACUUCUGUGCAGCCUACAUAGAAGUGCCUGCACCAAGCUGUGAGGGGCAUGCACACUGCAGAUAAAGAACUCAUUUGGGCA